This is a messenger RNA of Labrus mixtus (cuckoo wrasse), 2412 nucleotides long. Its product is annotated as E3 ubiquitin-protein ligase TRIM21-like. The transcript has 2 exons. The record is from RefSeq and is a predicted model, not a curated record. NCBI's taxonomy places the organism in Eukaryota, Metazoa, Chordata, Actinopteri, Labriformes, Labridae. Gene Ontology annotation, molecular function: protein binding; zinc ion binding. Bases 66 to 1700 code for a protein of 544 amino acids.
GAGCGGUGUGAUUCAACUGUGCUUUACAGACCGGAGAGAUUACAAAAUAACUACUGACAACAGAAAUGGCUUGUGCCAGUAGUCUAAUGGUGGAGGACAACUUUCUUUGCUCCAUCUGUCUGGAUGUCUUCAAUCAACCUGUGGCGAUUCCCUGUGGUCACACCUUCUGUCGUGGCUGCAUCACAUUCCACUGGGACACUAACAAACCUUUAUUCCUGUGUCCACUGUGUAACAAGGAGUACUCAAAGAUACCAGACCUUUGUGUCAACACUGUCCUCGCUAAUGCUGCCGAAAAGGUGAAAAAGACCAUUCAGGAAAGCCCCCGUGACACCCCCGAAAAAGCAGGAAGUGGACAUGUGCUCUGUGGUAUGUGUACUGGGGGGAAGCUCAAAGCCACCAAGUCCUGCUUAACAUGUUUCAUGUCUUACUGUGACGCACAUCUGCAGCCUCAUCAGAGAGUUUUACCCUUGAGGAAACACAAGCUGAUCAACCCGGUCGAGGACCUCGAGAGCAGGAUCUGCAAAGACCAUGGUGAGCCUUUGGAGAUGUUCUGCAAAGUGGAUUUAAUGUUUCUAUGUAGAGUCUGUGUAGACAGUGACCAUAAAAGCUGUAAGACAGCGAGUGUGGAGGAGGAGGCUGAAAUGAGGAAGGACGAGCUGGGAAAAGAAAAGAAAGACAUGGAUCAGAUGAUUCAGACGCAUCAGCAGAAACUUCUAGAGAUCCAACACUCAGUGGAGGCGAGUGGAAAUAAUGCAGAGAAGGCGCUGGCAUACAGCAAGCAUGUGAUGACUGCUCUGGUGGACUACAUCAGGAGAAGCCAAGUCAAGCUGAGUGAGGUGAUUCAGACGAAGAAGAAAAAGAUUGAAGAAGAUGGGAAAGGCUUCAUUAAAGAACUGGAGGAAGAGAUGAUGCAAAUAAAGCAAAAACAAUCUGAACUUGAUCAGGUCACUGGCAUCAACGACUCCUUUGAAUUCCUGCAGAGUUUCCUUUCUCUCACCAUCACUCCUCCACAGGUGAAGGACUGGUCUGAGGUGACUCUUAACAGCGACCAGUUUACUGUGCAGGAAACAUUGAUGAAGCUGGAGACAACAGUGACAAGGGAAAUCAGGCUGCUGUGUGAUCCAGACUUGAAGAAAAUGCAGUUUCAUGCCGUGAAUCUGACUCUUGAUCCGGACACAGCGAACCCUUCUCUCAUUGUUUCUGAGGACGGGAAAGAAGUCAAGUGUGGAGACAGAAAGAGGAACGUCCCGGACAAGCCAGAGAGGUUCGAUCAUGUCCUCAAUGUCCUCGCAAAGGAGAGUUUUCAUUCUGGAAAGUUCUACUUUGAGGUCCAGGUCCGAGGGAAAACCCAGUGGGAUCUGGGAGUGACUAACCAGUCCAUCAACAGGAAGGGGGACAUGAGACUGAGCCCUAAGAGUGGAUACUGGACCAUCUGGCUGAGAAAAGGAAACGAGUUCACAGCCAACGCUGGCCCUGCUAUCAACCUCCACGUGAGAGAGAUUCCUCAAAAGGUCGGAGUGUUCGUGGAUUAUGAAGAAGGUCAAGUUUCCUUCUACGACGUUGACGCCAGGGCUCGCAUCUUCUCCUUCAGUGGAUGUAACUUCACUGAGAGACUCUUUCCAUACUUUGGACCCUGCGGUAACGAAGGCGGUAAAAACUCAGCCCCACUGAUCAUCACUCCUGUCUGUAACAACAUCUGAGUUUUGGUUUUGUUAGUGAAGGACACAGGGUGAGGGGAUGUGAGGAGGGUUUAUAAUAUUUGAAAUAAAAGAGCUGUGUGUCACUAAGACACCCUGUAGAUCUCACACACACACACACACACACACACACACACACACACACACACACACACACUCACACACUAACAGCUGGCUAUUCAAUUUAAAUUCUGUAGAGUGAAACAUAAUAAAACUGUUUACAAUUCGAGAGAGCAAAUAUGAUUUAAGGUGCAAUGCAAAAAAAAGUAUUAAAAGGAGAUGUGUUUCUGUUGUUGGGGUUAAUUAUGGAAUGAUGCUGAUAUAAAUUUAAAAACCUGUAAUUCACUUUUUGUUCUAAAUAAAAUGCUUCGCAAUGUUAUUUUUGAUCAGUAUAAAUGUGAAUGAUUUAUUUGUUGUUUUUUUUCCUUUUCCUUCUGAGAGCUGGUAGCUUAAUUUGAUAAGAAAAAUCAGGGCCGGCCCGUGGAAUAGGCAGUAUAGGCAAAAGAAGGAAACGUGUUAAACUUUCACUUAAUGUUAUUUUGUCUAACGUAAUUUUUCUCCUUUCUUGCUCCCUGCUUAACCUGAUGCAUCACAACACCGCUGCUCCUUACCUGCUCUUUGUGGGGCAGGAGGGCAGACGAGUUAUCAGAAGUGAGUGACACUGACUGUACUGAUAAAUAUCAGGUUUGAAUAAAGAAAAGCUGUGAAACAUAAA